CUCUGGGGGUCUCUAACCCCCUGUGCCCCCCAGAAGCGGCUGGCCCCGUUCCCGGGCCGGCUGGUGUUCUGCGGGCACGGCACCCUGGAGCGGGACGGGGUCUCGCUGCUGCUCAGCGACGACGGGGGGCACAGCUGGCACCGGGGGGGGGUCCUGCCCGCCAUCCCCUUCGGGGCCCCCCGGCGCCCCCACGACUUCACCCCCGACGAGUGCCAGCCGUACGAGCUGCCCGACGGCUCCAUCGCCGUGAGCAUCCGCAACCAGGGCUGGUACCGCUGCCACUGCCGCCUGCGCGCCCGCAGCUGGGACGGCGGCGAGUCGCUGUCCCCCGCCAGCGUCACCCUGCAGCCCGGCCUGCCCGACCCCGCCGUGGCCGCCGGCGCGCUGGCGCUGCCGCAGCACGGGCUGGUGCUCUUCAGCAACCCCGCGCACGAGACCGAGCGCGUGAACAUGACGCUGCGCUGGAGCUUCGACAACGGCACCACGUGGUGGGGGCGGGGCCUGCGCGUGUGGGAGGGGCCCAGCGGGUACUCGGUGCUGGCGGCCCCGCCCCCCGAAGAGGAAGGCCCCACCCCCCUGGUGUACCUCAUCUACGAGAAGGGGCGGGGCCUCUCCACCGAGAGCGUCUCAUUGGCCACCAUCAGCCUGUCCGGCGACCUCUGACCCCGCCCCUCGCGCGCGCAAUAAAGCCAUUGGUUCAGAG
This is a messenger RNA of Passer montanus (Eurasian tree sparrow), 703 nucleotides long. RefSeq names its product sialidase-1-like. Gene Ontology annotation, molecular function: exo-alpha-sialidase activity. The annotation marks the transcript as partial. NCBI's taxonomy places the organism in Eukaryota, Metazoa, Chordata, Aves, Passeriformes, Passeridae. The transcript is spliced from 3 exons. Gene Ontology annotation, cellular component: lysosome; membrane; cytoplasm. The record is from RefSeq and is a predicted model, not a curated record. Gene Ontology annotation, biological process: ganglioside catabolic process; oligosaccharide catabolic process.